Parasteatoda tepidariorum (common house spider) is the source of this 341-nucleotide messenger RNA. NCBI's taxonomy places the organism in Eukaryota, Metazoa, Arthropoda, Arachnida, Araneae, Theridiidae. The record is from RefSeq and is a predicted model, not a curated record.
UUCAUAUCUGGCAAUGAAACACGAGUUUCUCUUUUGUUCGAUGUUUGCGAUGAAAAUGAUGAAACUAGAUUGAAAUUGUUUUUAUUUAUAAUUUAAAUUUCGUAAUCACAGUCAUUGUUAGUGCCUAGCACACAUAAGAAAAAUCAUUAAACAUGAAAAGUCAUUUAGAAUUAUUUCUUGUCUCUAUCUUUUAUGCAUUUCUUGUUAAAUUCUCUUGCUGUGAAGAGUCAUCGCCUAUAGAAUAUGGGGUUUUAGCUGCUGAAACAUCAACAGAUAAGGAAAAUUUUUGCAUAAUUUAUUUUCAAGAUUUUGCCACUUUACCUGAAACAAAAUCUGAAGCU